CUUAAGAUGAAGUUUUGUUCUUUCUUAAUAAUAUGUCAUUUAUAACAAUUUUACUAAUAAUAGGUUUUAUAAAUCCAAUACAAUCUUUAUCCAAAUCCAGCACCGAUGUCAUCAACAGUUUGUAUAAUGUGUCACUAUUUCGUCACAAACGAGCUCACAAGGAGUAUACGCGGUGGCGACCUAAUCAACUGUCUACUGAGGAAUUCAUCGUAAAAGUACUCGAUGAUGAUAUACCAACUACGACCGCAAAGGAAGUAGUCGCAGUAAAUAUUUUAGCUACAAAAAGGGACGAGGCGAAAAUUAUUGUUGGAGGAGCUGUGGUGCCCUCACCGACUUCACAAUUUACGUUUACACAGGGCGUGGGUGUGAGCGUCAGUAGGAAAUCAACGUAUUCUCCCAAAGCUCACAUUCGGAACGACCCACCGUUUCCUCAAUACAAGUACGGAGUGCUGCCUCAACGGGACGAGAGUCCUCCGGCCGGGCCGCAAUUCGUCGCCCGGUCACCGUCAUUGCUGUCCCGCCAGUACGCGCCCAUCACACCCGUCGUCUUCACACAACGCUCUCCAGCCACGUACCUCACUCCACCGAUUGCAGAUCGUCGUACACCACCUGGUACUUGGAUGAAACCAUCAAGAACUGCUCCUUUUUCUGAUGUCGAAGAACCUUCGCGAACGUCAAUUUUUGAGCAUGAAUUUGUUAAUUUCCACCCAUUCGAUGAUGAAGAUUUGAAAUCGAAUCCAAUUUAUGUGAGUCGCAGCUCAUACUUACCUUCUACAAUACCAGAAAGGACGACACCACAAUAUAAUAUUUAUAAUGUCGAUGAGAACACCAUAGUGGAUACCCCUACAUUAACUACAGAGGGAGUACCGAAAACGAUUGAAAAGGUAGAAGAAGACAAGGAAUUCGAUCCAACCUAUGGUAUGAUGUUUUAUAGUGAAGAGGAUAACGAAAAUGUCAAAUCAGAGCAUAAAGCAUAUAAAGAUGAGCUUGAACCACAAACUAAUGAAACACGCGAUGAAACUAUUUUUACAACAGAAUUAAUAAGAAAUGUGUCUAUUGAGAACCUAGAACAUCAAGAACCCGAUAUAAGUAGUGAAUUGGAAAUACAAUUUGAAAAUAAAACGAAUUUUGUUUCUAAUGUAACGCAAACAGAUACAGAGUUUUCUGUCGAGAUAUUUGAAGCACCUGUAAUUGUAAAACAUAAUUGUAGUUUGCUACAACUACGACCUUUAAAUUUUAAAUCGCCACGGACUUUGCCAGAGAUUGUAAUGCAAUUAAAACGAUGGGCUGAGACCAGUCCCGUUGCGAAAAUUGCGGACAUAACAUCGGGAAACUAUACAUUAAUGGAAAAUCCUAUUUACAUGAUGAUAAUCGACGACCCAAGUAGUGGUCAGAUUGUUUCAGCUAAGCAAACCGUUAUGGUAAUUGCCGGUAUUCAGGGUCGAGACCACCAAGCGGUGUCGGCCGCUCUCUACGUGCUCUACCAACUAAUAGAGCGCACCGAAGAACACUCGGAUUUGUUGGCAAAAUACCGCUUCUGGAUAGUUCCUGUUUUCAAUCCAGAUGGAUAUGACUAUUCUAUUACAUUUCCACAACGCCGAGAAUGGACGAAAAAUUUGCGUCAGACUUGGGAGACCGGUUCAGCCAAAAGCCUUUGCGGUUCAUUUGGCUUGAGAUGUUCAAUAAAACCAUGCUAUGGAGUGAAUCUUGAUAGAAAUUUUGAAUAUCAAUGGAUUCCACCGGAGGAGCUGCGAGCGGAGCACCCGUGUGGCGAACUGUAUGCGGGCGCGCGGCAGCUGAGCGAGGCGGAGACGCUGGCCCUCACGCGAUACCUCCACGCCCAGCGCGUGCCUCUCCACACAUUUGUCGCAUUUAAAGAGGGCGAUGUGCUUGGCAUCAUGUAUCCUUAUUCACAUACGAAAAAGUCUCGUGCCUUUGAUAAUAUUUAUAGACAACGAGCGUCUCGCGCCGCGUCCGCCGCCUACGGCAUCAGCGGUCGCCCUUACGUUGCCGGACAAACUUCACAGUUCUUACCGCUGUACGCUGGUGGCAUAGAGGAUUGGGUGGACGGUCACUUAGGUAUAGACAAUACAUAUACAGUCAUGAUGUUCCGACCAACGGAUUCAUUCAAUUCGAAAUACGUCACUGAGCGUGUAGUACACGAAGCUUACGCUGCCUUGGACACGUUACUUUUGCACAGCAUGGAACCGGCGCUUAACGCGCCUGUGGUCACUCUAUCCAGGUCUAGAGGCACUCUACACACACUUCCCUCAGCCAGCGCCCUCUGUACUUCAAUAUUAACUGUCCUUACCGGUGUUACCAUAUUAAUAAGAAUUUAAUGGUUUGUGAUUUAAAGAGAAGAGUCUUUACGCAUAAAAGGAUCGCCAAUUACGCAACAGGGUCAAUGACCCUAGUAAUGAGCUUUAUAU
Papilio machaon (common yellow swallowtail) is the source of this 2429-nucleotide messenger RNA. RefSeq lists its product as uncharacterized. Lineage: Eukaryota; Metazoa; Arthropoda; Insecta; Lepidoptera; Papilionidae. The record is from RefSeq and is a predicted model, not a curated record. Gene Ontology annotation, biological process: proteolysis. Gene Ontology annotation, molecular function: zinc ion binding; metallocarboxypeptidase activity. The coding region runs from base 33 to 2339 and encodes 768 amino acids. The transcript has 13 exons.